Molecule: messenger RNA, 2313 nt
Organism: Lineus longissimus
Lineage: Eukaryota; Metazoa; Nemertea; Pilidiophora; Heteronemertea; Lineidae
Product: vesicular glutamate transporter 2-like
Exons: 12
Coding region: 130-1665 (511 amino acids)
Biological process (GO): transmembrane transport; monoatomic anion transport
Cellular component (GO): membrane
Molecular function (GO): transmembrane transporter activity
Source: RefSeq, a predicted model, not a curated record
AUGGCCGGUCGGAGGCUCGCGCGGCUCGCUCAGAUUGAAAUCGUCCAACGUUCAUAAAGAGGAGCUGUCUGCAGUUGUUCUCCAUUUCCAUUGACACUAAGCGCCGUAGAGGGAUAUAUUUCUUUAUUCAUGAUGGGGGACUUUAACGAGAGCACACACUUGAGUAAGGCCUUCUCGUACGAUCGCUUCCAGAGUGUUGAGGAUGGAGGUGCGGAGGAAAAACCAAUAAAAAAGUUAUGUUUUCAAAUGAUCCCGAAAAGGAUAGUUGUGUCAUUCAUGAUGUUUCUUGGAUGUGCUAACAUGGGCGUCCUCCGCAGUGUACUGAGCGUAGCCAUUGUUGGAAUGACAACUAACCACACCGUCAGAAAUGUCAACGGCACUGAAGUUCUUGAGGGUGGUUUCCAGUGGAAUUCCCGCUUACAGGGUGUCGUACUGAGUUCAUUCUUCUACGGUUAUGUCCUAACCCAGAUACCGGGUGGAUGGCUAGCUAAUCGUUACGGUGGAAAGAUAGUGUUCGGGAUAGGUACUGCGGUGACCGGACUUCUCACUCUCAUCCUUCCAGUGUGCGCCAAGGAGAAUGUCUAUUACAUCAUAGCACUGCGGACUUGUCAAGGCUUGGCUUUGGGGGUGUGUUUCCCUGGUAUAUACGGCAUCAUGAGAAACUGGGUGCCGCCUCUCGAAAGAAGUAAACUAAUGACCACGUCUAUUGCAGGCAAGGAGAUUGGCGUACUAAUCUGCCUCGGUCUGUCAGGUGUACUCACAGAGAUCUUAGAGUGGCCUUCGGUGUUCUACUGUUUUGGUACCCUCGCUCUGAUAUGGUGUAUAGGAUGGCUUUUUGUGGUAUAUGAGACGCCCGAGAGUCAUCCUACAAUAACACAGGAAGAGCUAGAAUAUCUCAACAAGAACGUCGGCUGCAUGACAUCAUCAAAGCAUAACGUACCCUAUAGAAAAAUCUUCACCAGUUUGCCAGUGUUGGCCAUCAUCAUUCUUGACAUGUGUACCUACUGGAGUUACUACCUUAUGCUGGCGGAGUUGCCUACCUAUAUAAGCCAAGUACAUCACUAUCAAAUAGAAAAGACAGGCUGGAUAUCGGCGCUGCCCUACGCCUUUCUGUUCUUCAGUGGAGUAAUCAGCGCCCAGAUAGCCGACUUGCUCAUCUCUAGCAACAAAAUCUCCAGGACGAGAGCAAGGAAGCUAUUUUCAACACUAUGUUGUAUAGGAUUGAAUUCUUUCCUUUUGGGAGUGGCUUUCUCCAAUAACGGCGUGGUGGCAGUUCUGUGUCUCAACAUAUCAUUUACAUUCCUUGGCUUGUCGUACCCAACCUUCCCAGUCAAUGCCCUGGACAUAGCCCCGCAGUAUUCCAGCAUCAUUAUGGGCGUAUCCAACUGUGCGACGGUUAUGUCCGGCAUCAUUAGCCCUAUUGUAACUGGACACAUAGUUGUCGAGGGGACUGCCCUCGAAUGGCGGACCGUGUUCUGCAUGACUGUCGUGAUUCACGUUUUCGGCUCUGCCUUCUACCUUUUCUUCGCCUCCGGUGAGAGGCAGCCGUGGACUGAGGAAUACCAACAGCACUUCGAUGAGAUUGACGUCACGGAGAAUCCUGAACAGUUUACCUUAAACAAAGAUGACGUUACUGGUGAAAAGUAUCAGAAAUUCGAUGAAUGAACAACUGCACGUAGCCUAUAAUACAUGUACAUGUAUACAUGUACGUGACAAAUUUUAGCAAGAGUUGUGUAACUGAUCGUCACCAAAGUGGAGUUUGACAAUGUUCAAGCUUAAGGUACAUUUUGAAUAUGUCGUCGAUUUUCAGUUUGAUCCAUGACCAGUGUAAACCCAAAGGUUUGAGAAGCUUAUACAAUGUAGUUUGUGGCCUUAGCUUAGUUUGUGGUCUUUGAUCGGAAUUUGAAGAAGUUCUAAGCCCUGCUAAGUGUCGGGUCGAGAGAUAUGCGAUCCUGUCCCCUCUCCUCAAGUAAAAUGUAGUCUACCGUGAGUGAAAAUCGCGCAGCCGGUAAGAGGACAUCCUGAGAUCAGGCUUUUUUUACUCCUACGUUUGAAAUAUUGAGAGGCGGAGUAUCGUGAAAACAACUGGUGCCAGGAUGGCAAGAGGAAGGCUUUGAAUUAACCAAACUACACUACAGCGACACUGGAUUACAGGUUAGAUGCAGUCCAGGUACAGCACUCUUGCUUGACAUUAAUUUCAAAGAGAAAUCUAGGCCCCAAGGUCCGAAAGGAGAAAUCGAGAAAAUUGCGAAGUCCUGCGGAAAAGGUGACAUCAUCUCAGAUGCGGAAUAAUCGCGACCACAUGGUGUCAUG